AUGUGGACCACCGCAUCCCCUCCGACCAUUCUGAACAGCUUGCUCGCUCAGGCCGCAUCCAAGCUGCCGCUUGAACUCCAGGCGCAAGUGACGAGAAGCGUGCAAGGUGGGCUUGUUUCGUCGCUUCUCCGAACCUGUGAGACCAUCUCUGCGAUUGCGUCAUUCCUGCCACCAAGUCUGUCGGCACAUUUGAAUUCUCCCCCGACAAUGCGCUUAUACCAGGAGCGCGUUUUGGACCGCGAACCGACACCAACGAACCCGACAAAUAUAAUCAGCACAGACAAGCAUGUACCUGUCUGCGGCUACCUUGUUGCUCGUGGAAUCCGUCUAUUUGGCCAUUCAUAUCUCCAUAGGGUAUCGUUCUUAGCACAAGAUCAAGGCGUGGAAAAAUCACGGACGCGGAAACGGAAGCGAGAGCGUAAAGACGAGGAUUGCGAUAGCAGCUACAACGGAUGCCUGCAGACGGUCUUUUUGGACUGUCUGGCAUCAGGUCUCGUCGCAAACCGAGACGACACUAAACUGUUGCACAUCCGGUCUGACUCGACCGACGACAGCCCCGACCAAAAUCGAGAUCGAGUGUGGCCGUCACGAUCGCUCUGGAACACGGACACCGUGCCUGCAUAUGAUGACCUCACGAUUGUGGACACAGAACACUUCCCUGGAUACCUACCGCACCAUCCUGGCCGCCGCCUCUGUCACUACUUGCCAUUGGAACUCGAGGGUGCAUAUGCCACGGGGCUAACGGUGUACUGCAUUGUCGACGGGGUGGCAGGGAUGACGGCGCACUUUGGCGGGGAUGGCAUUGCGGCUGCAGACCGGCAACGGCACAUUGGAUGUCGAUGCGGCAUACCCGUCCACCUGCCGCUGGCAUCGAAAACGGGCGAGCGCAUCGUCUUUUUGGGCAUGCUGGCAAUCGAAGACAGGAGCAAACGGGCAUAUAGAGGUCCGGCGCUGGUGGCCGCGACCAACCGGGGGAACAAGGUCCUUUUUGGGAACUUUGAAAUUGCUUUUACACGCACGACCACGUCUCGCAUGCUGACGUCAGACAGCACACUCCAAACUCCAGUCCUCGGUAUCUUCACCGAUGUGCUGACGGCCGAGGGCUGUUGCUGGAAGAGCAUUGGCGUCCACACGCCCGAGACACCAAUGGCAACGGCAACGCAGCGCCCGUCCAGGUUGUUCGUAGCCCGCUUUCCUUAUCCGCCGCCGCCGGAGCGUGUCGAUGAGCGCUUUAAUAAAUUGCACGCUCUUUUCAGCUCGGCCACGCUGGACAGCGGUUCCAUUGUGCGCCUACGUGUCCGGCGACGGGUCAUGGCAGGCGACCGGGCCCCCCGCUGCCUUGGUCUACGUAUCGAAUUUGACAGUGGCCGCACGUCCAUCUUGGGUCAAUGGGAGCCGCCAGUUAUGGACGCAGCGGACACGACAAAUACACCGACAUCGUCACCGACAAUUACGGACAUUUUUCCAGCUGGUUCAGCCGACCCCGCCUCCUCGCUCUGUGCCGCCAUCACGUUUCACUUUACACCGGACGGCACCUACGUAACCGACAUUGUCGUCGGCAACCAUGCCUCCGGCCCCUUUGACGCGGUUGUGUCCCAGGGGGAGCACUUUGUAUGGUGGUUCUCUGAAGCUGGCGACUUGGUCCACACUUGGGAGCCCACGUACAUCAGUGCCAGGUUUCCCGAUCCCUUGGGCAAUGGCUUCCACCAGGGACCCGUCUGGAGCAUGGACUCAAAGUCUCGUGACGACUGA
Molecule: messenger RNA, 1752 nt
Organism: Sporothrix schenckii 1099-18
Lineage: Eukaryota; Fungi; Ascomycota; Sordariomycetes; Ophiostomatales; Ophiostomataceae
Exons: 2
Coding region: 1-1752 (583 amino acids)
Source: RefSeq, a predicted model, not a curated record